UUGGAUUUGUGGGGAAUCAGUAUGUCCUGCUUUCAUCGGGUUACAAGGAUGGGUCAUGGCUUAAGUGUCUAAAGUCCAAGACCGAUGGUUUGGAAACCGCAUGUUGAGCCAAUGUUUAACAAUAAAGCAGUAGGAUGAGUCUACAGUCUGAGGGUGGCAUGGUCUCAGGGUCCACGCGCAUGUCAACCCAUUGAAAUGGAUCUGAUGUUCAUUGGGUCGAGGUCUUUUGCUAACCGCGACGAUGUUACACGAUAUCCCAUGAGAAGUCUCAGAGUGCAUUUGGGCUCAACGGGCUGCACCUCAAUUGCAGCUUGAAUUUAUGGAGGUCACGGCUCUUUCAGGAUCCACGACCAUCAAGCUUGAUGAGGAGGAGUUGAAUGAGAUGGUGGUGAGUGGAAAAUGCGUGAGAGAAUUGAAAACACUCCUCGCAACUCGAGUUGGAUACUCGAGGUUUCGACAGCGGCUCUUCGCGGAUGAUAUGGGUGAGUUGCGGGAUGAGAUGCUUCUAAGUCGACUGCCAAGCGUUCAGUUGAUCAUCCUGGACCUUCAUGAUGCUGAUGAUGCCAUGGUGGAGCAACUGUUUUGUGCAUGUGAGCAGGGCAGACUGACUGAAGUUGAGCAACUCCUACAGAAGCCAUUGAACCCCAACCUCAGACAUCCCGAAAGGGAAUUUGAGGGACAAGUCCACGAUUUGUUGAAUGGUGAAAACGAAUUCGGGGACUGGGACACGGCCUUGACUGCUGCAGCUGAACAUGGCCACUUGGAAGUGGUGUGCUUGUUGCUCGAGGCUGGAGCUGACAAGAAUGCGGCAGGUGAAUUUUUUGGGGGAACCGCCUUGAGGGCUGCAGCUACGCGUGGCCACUUGGAAGUGGUGCGCUUGCUGCUCAGGGCCGGAGCUGACAAGAAUGCCGCAACCACUGAUAGGGAAAAAGCCUUGAUGGGUGCAGCUGAGCAUGGCCAUUUGGACGUGGUGCGCUUGUUGCUCGAGGCCGGCGCUGAUGGGGCAACCGCCUUGAUCAAUGCAGCUUUCAAUGGUCAGUUGGAAGCGGUGCGCUUGUUGCUAGAGGCUGGAGCUGCCAAGAAUGCCGCAAACACCAAUGGGGAAACAGCCUUGAUGGCUGCAGCUGAGCACGACCACUUGGAAGUGGUGCGCUUGUUGCUCAAGGCCGGAGCUGACAAGAAUGCCGCAACCACUGAUGGGGAAACAGCCUUGAUGCGCGCAGCUCACAAUGGCCACUUGGAAGUGGUGCGCUUGUUGCUAGAGGCUGGAGCUGGCAAGAAUGCCGCAAACACCAAUGGGGAAACAGCCUUGAUAGGCGCAGCUAAACAUGGCCACUUGAUAGUGGCGCGCUUGUUGCUCCAGGCCGGAGCUGACAAGAAUGCCGCAGCCACUGAUGGGGAAACAGCUCUUAUCUUGGCAGCCGCGGAAGAUGUAACAGUGUUCACUCUUGCAGAUCUGAAUGGCCCCUUGGAGACUGCACAAUUUCGGCAGUCCUAGUGCGCAACCACCAGGCCCAAAGUGGCCGCCUUCAGUCAGCGAGGGUGUCGGAGAAAACGGUCACCUUCAGACAUACGCAGCG
Molecule: messenger RNA, 1580 nt
Organism: Durusdinium trenchii
Lineage: Eukaryota; Dinophyceae; Suessiales; Symbiodiniaceae
Source: the annotation of a GenBank genome assembly